Messenger RNA from Castor canadensis (American beaver), 585 nucleotides. It is a transcript of the gene Hsbp1, whose product is annotated as heat shock factor binding protein 1. Lineage: Eukaryota; Metazoa; Chordata; Mammalia; Rodentia; Castoridae. Gene Ontology annotation, molecular function: transcription corepressor activity. Gene Ontology annotation, cellular component: nucleus; cytosol. Gene Ontology annotation, biological process: cellular heat acclimation. The record is from RefSeq and is a predicted model, not a curated record.
UGGCCUGUCUCGUCGCGAGAAGCAGCGGCUGGGGGCGUCUGUGCGGACAAACGGAAGUGUAGGUGACGGUCCCAGAUAUCGCCGCCAAGCUGGGAACCGGGGAGAUGGCCGAGAUUGACCCCAAGACCGUGCAGGACCUCACCUCGGUGGUGGAGACACUCCUGCAGCAGAUGCAAGACAAAUUUCAGACCAUGUCUGACCAAAUCAUUGGGAGAAUCGAUGACAUGAGCAGUCGUAUCGAUGAUCUGGAGAAGAACAUCGCAGACCUCAUGACCCAAGCUGGCGUGGAAGAGCUGGAAGGUGAAAACAAGAUACCUGCCACGCAAAAGAGUUGAAGGUUGCUGGUAGCUUACACUGAAAUGUGGAACACCACUUCUCCAAGCCAAGAGGAAACCGAGUGGCUUUUUGCACCUAACUACUAUGUGUAGACAGGUUUUAUGUUCCAGAGUGUACAUUCUCACCACGCCCUAUGAAGUUAGUUUAUAGAGUGACUCCCCCAGUUUCUGAAACACGGUAUCCUCACAUUUUGGAACUUGGUCAGUUGUCUCUUAAUUAUUAAACACUAAAACUUUGGUGGUUCCUGCA